AUGGCUGUCGAUUCUGCCAAGGCUCCAUUUUUGGGAGAGCCCAGUAAGAAGAGGCCGCGUUUUCAUGGUGGUUACAGUGGUUCUAGCUACAGCGGUGGGGGACAGUCAUCCAGGCCUUAUCAGUCAGCCCCUAGCCGCUCUAUUCAGUCCGUAUUGCAGGCUUCUUCGGGUGGUCCCUCUAGACCCAGUGGUUAUGGAGCUGGACAGUCUUAUGGUAGUUCCUACUCUCGUCUAGUUAACUGUGGCAGUCCCUCUACUUCAUCAGCUUCAGUGCAUCGAUCUCCAGUCUCUAGAUCUUGUUAUACUUGUGGUGACCCUGGUCACUUUAUGAGAGAUUAUCCCAGGCCAAUAUAG
This is a messenger RNA of Lycium ferocissimum, 354 nucleotides long. RefSeq lists its product as uncharacterized. The record is from RefSeq and is a predicted model, not a curated record. Gene Ontology annotation, molecular function: zinc ion binding; nucleic acid binding. The coding region runs from base 1 to 354 and encodes 117 amino acids. The transcript has a single exon. Lineage: Eukaryota; Viridiplantae; Streptophyta; Magnoliopsida; Solanales; Solanaceae.